CAUUUGUUUUUGAUUCUUCUCAGAAGUGCGGAGGGAUAUAAUCAGUAAUAAAAAUAGAGGAGAUAUAAUGAUAGUUGUGAGUCGUUUCGCCGCAAAGUGGUUGCUGAUGCUCGGCCUUGUUUCUGCGGUGCUUGUCGUCGUUGUGGGAACCCCCGUUGAGAUGGAGGGUAACGAUGAAGUGGAUCCCCUGGUGGCUGCGACCCGUGCGCAAGACUGGGAAGAGGUCAAGAGGUUGAUGUCGUUGCAGCCGCAUGCGCGGAGUGACCUGGCUGGUGCCCUGGAUGCCGGGUUGCUUCUGGCCAGUGCGGGUGCCAACAGGAACGACGUUUUGUUCCUGCUGCUGGACACGCAUAACGUGGAUCCGAAUCUCAGGGUGCCUGGUGGGGACCAGAAGACUGCGCUCAUGGCUGCCAUUCAGAGCUCGAAUUUUGAUGGUGCUGAGAGACUGUUGGAGUCUGGUGCAGAGCCAGACCUUUUGGACUCUGCCAACUGGACAGCUCUCCACUAUGCAGCCAAAAAUGGGGAUGCUGGGAUCACGCGCAGAUUGGCAACCCUGGUUGAUGCCAGAGCUGUCACCAUAGAUGGCAACACUGCCCUUCACUAUGCUGCCCAGUACAGGAACCCUGGUGCCAUAUUUGCCUUGUGUGAAUCAGCCAACCCAAAGCCCAAUGUGAAUGCUCAUAAUGAGCUGAGCCAGACUCCACUCAGGCUUGGCUGCUGUGACAACAUUGGUGUUAUUGGUGUCCUUUUGGAGAAGUGUAGAGCUGAUCCUGAUGAGACUGAUUACCUGAAUAGAACUCCUUUGCAUUAUGCUGCCAAGGAAGGUGCAUUUGAGGCUGUUAAACAGCUUGUUUUGGCUGGAGCAAACCCUAGCAUUGUGGAUGACAUGACACAAACUGCCAGGAUCAUUGCCAAAAAGGAGAACCAUGGAGAAAUGGCCAAAUACUUGAGAAAUGCUGAGAAGCAGUACAUGGCAUCAAAGACAACUACACUGCCCACAACAACCACAACUACCUCUCUGGCGCCAUUUGUGGACUAUAUUCCAGAAGAAGAGGUGGAAGAAGAUCCAGAGGAAGAGACUGAAGAUGAUUUGGAGGAACCAGAAGAAGACCAAGAGGAAGCAGAGAUGAGUCACCAUGUGAAACCAGACUCCAAGCCCAGGGACCAUUCAGAAAACAGAGUGGAGCCCAAGAAGAACAAAAAGAAGAAGGAAGAGGAGCUGUACAACUGGAUUCAGUAUUUUGCCCCUUUCUUGUUUGGCUAAGACCCCAAACUGUUUUGUAUCCUCAAAAUGGCUGUUCUUUUUGUACAUGAGCUUAUUUUUUCUGAGGGCAAACAACUCGCCAUGUUUUUUUUAUAGCAUGGAUGUGUAAAGACUCCUGGGCAUUUUUGUGGAACCCACAUGAACCUUCAGGUUAUCUCUUUAUUUAGUGAGAAAUACAUAGAAGAUCUGAGUUGUUCAGAUAUUCAGUCCUUUUUAUAGCUUUUGUAACAUUGGAUGGCCAAGUAGACCCUUUGUUUCAGAACUGACCUGUGUGAGCAAUUUAAUCAGUAUCAAAAAUUUGUUUUUUCAUGUCUCAGGACAUUCCUUUUUGCAAAAAAAAGGAAGAGUAGAGACACACUUGGAUGAACUUGCUAGUCCAGUAAUGCCAGAUUGCAUGUGUGCCAUGAUGGUGUUCAUGUUUCCCAUCCCAACACAUUGGGGAAUAUAAGGGGGGCUUGAGGAUUGAUUGUGUGUCCUUUGUUUUUGUUUUGUUUUUCUGUGCCUGAUUAUUUUCGAAGUUUAAAUACAUGCAAUUUUCUGGGUGUCAAGAGA
Molecule: messenger RNA, 1816 nt
Organism: Notodromas monacha
Lineage: Eukaryota; Metazoa; Arthropoda; Ostracoda; Podocopida; Cyprididae
Source: the annotation of a GenBank genome assembly